Messenger RNA from Acytostelium subglobosum LB1, 2394 nucleotides. RefSeq lists its product as hypothetical. The coding region runs from base 1 to 2394 and encodes 797 amino acids. The transcript is spliced from 6 exons. NCBI's taxonomy places the organism in Eukaryota, Evosea, Eumycetozoa, Acytosteliales, Acytosteliaceae. Gene Ontology annotation, molecular function: zinc ion binding. The record is from RefSeq and is a predicted model, not a curated record.
AUGAAGGACUUGAGUGCUAAUCCACAACAUAGUACACAGAAGAGUAGUCAAUAUAAUACACCACCAAAGACAACAACAUCAGCAACAAACAAUCUAGAUCACGAUGAUGACUUUGAUACAUCUAUCAGUGGAUUCAACGAUGAUUAUAAUGAUGACAAUACAACAACUACAGUGUCAACAUCAUCAACAUCAACAUCAAUGAAGAGGAAGAAUGAAGAUGGAGAUAUCUUUCAACCAUUGAAGAAACAGACGACUUAUGUUGACUUGGAUGAUACUACAAACGAUGAUAAUAAUAAUGGUGGUGAUGCUAAUCAGAGCUUCUCAUUCGGACUUGAUGAUGCUGACGACCAAGUCGAUCCACCUCCAGUCGACAUUGAUGAUAUGUUGGCACAGAGACAGGCUCUCUUGGAUGAUGAUGAUGACUUUGUUGCAACAACAAAGAAGCCUACAUCGACCACGACUACAUACACUGCCACUUGGUCUUGGAAGAAUGAUAAUGGUGAUUAUGUCAUCUACAAACCUGAUGUGUGUAAGCGCAUUGAGGAUGCAUACGCUGCUCAGCCCAAGGGCAACUUCAAGGUGGACUCUGAGAGAUUGAUCGACUUUGGCAAGAUGAUCCAGAGAAGAAUUGACAAUCCAAACAAGAUACGUCAGGUCAAGAGAGAGUUGAGCAAGGCCACCACCAGUGGUGCCCCCGCCUCAAAGCCCUCAACAUCGACUUUUGGAUCAAAGCCAACAACCACAACCUCUAAUGUGUCUGCCAUCAAGAAGCCAACAAACUCUGUUCCAACAACGUUCACUCCUCCACAGAACAAGCCGAGCAACAAUGGAGGUGGUGGCUCGAACUCAUCAUCCACAUCAACAUCUUCAACAUCAUCGUCUGCUAGACCAACUGCGCCAGAUCCAAUGGCAUUCUGGAGUUGGAAAGGAGACCUGGGAUGGAACAUCUACGAGGAGGGACUGAGUGUGAAGAUUGAGGAAGCAUUCGUCAACAACAAGAAGAGAGUUCAGAUUGACGACGACAGAUACAUCGACUUGGAGUACAAUGCACAGAAACGUUAUGAUGAUAUCAAUAAGAUGAGACCAAUCAAGAGAGAGAUCAGAGGUCAGCAAUCAUCAUCCUCCUCGUCAUCAUCGUCAUCCUCGAAUCAACAGGCCACUACGACAACCAAACCAUCGACACCAAAGCAGCCCACUCAGUCGUCUUCGUCUUCUUCCUCCUCAAACAAGAGCAACGCUCCUCCUCCCGCCAAGACUGGCUCAACAAUCACAUCAUUCUUCUCCAAGACCAAUCAAUCAUCAUCAAGCGGCACCACGCCAAAGAAGGACAACAAUGUCAGCACAGACAAGAGCGACAAGAUUGGCAAAGGACGUGGCCAGUGGAAAUGGCUCUCGGACAAUGGUUGGGUUGAGUACAGUGGCGAGGUGAGCGAGGUCAUUGAGGGUGGCUUCUUUGCCAACGUGGCGGAUCUGGUCAUCACCGUUGCACCAGGUGAGAAAAGGUUAAUCGACUACAAAUCAAUGCUACAAAGAAGAUUGGACGAUCCAGAGUUGAAGAGGUCCAUCAAGAGAUAUGUCGACCUGAAUCCAAUGUCUUUGGCCAACAAGCCCAAGGACUCGCCAAAGAAGAAGCCCACAUAUCCGGUGUACAAUGACGAUGACUUUAUCGAUGCACCAUCAAGUCCAUACGACAGCAACACAGAUGACAUCGACCUUGAUGACCCAUACUUCCUACAAAGAAAGAGAGCACUUUACAAGUGUGGAGACGAAUAUGUCGAGCUGGACAACAUACAGAGUUGGUUCGAGUUGAUUGAGGAGAAGAGAGCAAAGUUCAAGAUUCAAAGUCAGACAAUAUUCCCUCCAAAUGGCAAGCUCAAUCAAAAGAUAUCACUUUAUGGAGGUGAUAUUACAACAUUGGAGAUAGAUGCCAUUGUGAACGCCGCAAGAACUUCAUUGCUCGGAGGUGGUGGAAUCGAUGGUGCUAUUCAUAGAGCAGCUGGACCAGGACUGCUCAGGGAGUGUGAAUCAUUGAAUGGAUGCAAGGUUGGCCAAUCAAAGAUAACAAAGGGAUACAGGCUACCAGCCAAAUAUAUCAUACAUACUGUUGGACCAAUGGAUGCCAACUCUGAUGCACUCAAGAGUUGUUACAAGACAACGAUGGGACUCAUGUUGGAGAAUCAGAUACGUACCGUGGCGUUGUGUUGUGUUGCCACAGGUGUCUAUGGAUUCCCAGCCGAGGAGGCAGCACAUAUCUCCAUCCGUUACGUCCGUGAGUGGCUACAACUCAAUCACAACAAGGUGGACAGGAUCAUCUUCUGUGUCUUCACCACUGAAGACUACAAGAUCUAUGGCAAGUUAUUGCAGACCUACUUCCCUGUGCAUCCAGAGGCAUAA